AUGAACAGCUGCUCAGCCUAUGGGGAGAGGAGGGUGAGUUGCUCAUCCAAUGGGGACAGUCCUCAAUACAGCUGGUCUGUGGAUGGGAGGCCUCUGAGUGAAAUCUUAACCAAUCAGAGCACAGGAAGUCAAACCAAGACCAAUAAGACAUCUCCAAACACACAAGAAGCAUCUCCCAGUGGUUCAGCUGAAAGUCCGAAGUCUAGUCCUGAUCUUAACACUGAUCUCAGUUCACCAAACCUCACACUCCCAGAGGGCAUUCAGGGACAUCUCACCUGCUCAGCCAGAAACAGCAUCAGCAGCGCCAACGAAACCCAACUGCUACCCUCCUGCAUAAAUCCUGUGUCUGUUGUGAAUCUGUCAAUCAGCUGCUCAGCCUAUGGGGAGAGGAGGGUGAGUUGCUCCUCCAAUGGGGACAGUCCUCAAUACAGCUGGUCUGUGGAUGGGAGGCCUCUGAGUGAAAUCUUAACCAAUCAGAGCACAGGAAGUCAAACCAAGACCAAUAAGACAUCUCCAAACACACAAGAAGCAUCUCCCAGUGGUUCAGCUGAAAGGCCGGAGUCUAGUCCUGAUCUUGACACUGAUCUCAGGUCAUCUACCCUCACACUCCCAGAGGGCAUUCAGGGACAUCUCACCUGCUCAGCCAGAAACAGCAUCAGCAGCGCCAACGAAACCCAACUGCUACCCUCCUGCAUAAGGCUUUCAGGAUUUGGGCUCUUGUUAAUAGUGAUGUGUAAAUCAACUGAACUCAAUUAA
Clupea harengus (Atlantic herring) is the source of this 756-nucleotide messenger RNA. Its product is annotated as putative GPI-anchored protein pfl2. The transcript has 4 exons. Lineage: Eukaryota; Metazoa; Chordata; Actinopteri; Clupeiformes; Clupeidae. The record is from RefSeq and is a predicted model, not a curated record. Bases 1 to 756 code for a protein of 251 amino acids.